Harmonia axyridis is the source of this 2752-nucleotide messenger RNA. RefSeq names its product protein transport protein Sec23A (gene Sec23). Gene Ontology annotation, molecular function: zinc ion binding; GTPase activator activity. The transcript has 13 exons. The coding region runs from base 162 to 2516 and encodes 784 amino acids. NCBI's taxonomy places the organism in Eukaryota, Metazoa, Arthropoda, Insecta, Coleoptera, Coccinellidae. The record is from RefSeq and is a predicted model, not a curated record. Gene Ontology annotation, biological process: intracellular protein transport; endoplasmic reticulum to Golgi vesicle-mediated transport; COPII-coated vesicle budding. Gene Ontology annotation, cellular component: COPII vesicle coat; endoplasmic reticulum exit site.
UUAUAAAUGUCAUUUGAAUGUAAUGUAAUUUCUGGUGACGUGUAUGAAAUAAUUCAAACAAGUAUCAAAAAAUGAUUUAGUGGAGUUCAAUUUGUUCUAAUAACAUUUUCCAACUCAUAUAUUAUAUAAAAAAUAUUAUUACCACAUAAAGUGUACAAAAUAUGGCCACAUAUGAGGAAUAUAUUCAACAAAAUGAGGAUAGGGAUGGAAUUCGAUUUACAUGGAACGUUUGGCCCUCAAGUAGGAUAGAAGCAACUCGUUUAGUAGUUCCGUUAGGAUGUUUGUAUCAACCGAUAAAGGAGAGGCCGGAUUUGCCUCCUAUUCAAUAUGAUCCUGUAUUAUGCACAAGAAAUAACUGUCGAGCUAUAUUGAACCCACUUUGUCAAGUAGACUAUCGUGCAAAGUUAUGGGUGUGCAACUUUUGUUUCCAGAGGAACCCAUUUCCACCACAAUAUGCUGCGAUAUCUGAACAACACCAGCCAGCUGAAUUGAUGCCAAUGUUUUCAACAAUUGAAUAUACAAUUACCAGGGCUCAAUGCUUAUCACCUAUCUAUCUUUUAGUUGUUGAUACUUGCAUGGAUGAAGAAGAACUAGGUGCCCUGAAAGAUUCAUUACAGAUGUCUCUUAGUUUAAUACCACAAAAUGCUUUGAUUGGUCUUAUUACUUUUGGAAAGAUGGUUCAAGUUCAUGAAUUAGGUACUGAAGGAUGCAGCAAGUCUUAUGUGUUUAGAGGAACUAAAGAUUUAUCAGCUAAACAAAUACAAGAUAUGUUAGGUAUUGGAAAAAUGGCAAUGGCUCCUCAGGCUCAGGUGCAGCAACCUGGUGCUCGAGGAACUCCGCAAAUGCCUCAACAUCAACAGCCAGUACCUCCCGGAAGUAGAUUUUUACAACCAGUUUCUAAUUGUGACAUGAAUUUAACAGACUUGAUAGGUGAACUUCAAAGAGAUCCUUGGCCAGUACCCCAAGGAAAAAGACACUUAAGAUCUACAGGUGUAGCACUUUCAAUUGCAGUAGGUUUACUUGAAUGUACCUAUGCAAACACAGGAGCAAGAAUUAUGAUGUUCGUUGGUGGACCUUGCUCCCAAGGACCAGGCCAAGUUGUCAACGAUGACCUUAAAGAACCAAUUAGGUCACAUCAUGAUAUCCAAAAGGAUAAUGUUAAAUAUAUGAAGAAGAGUAUUAAACACUAUGAAGCCCUUGCGGUUAGAGCUGCAACUAAUGGACAUUGCAUUGACAUUUAUUCUUGCGCUCUUGACCAGACUGGAUUGAUGGAAAUGAAGCAAUGCUGUAACUCUACUGGAGGUCAUAUGGUUAUGGGGGAUUCCUUCAAUUCAUCUCUUUUCAAGCAAACCUUCCAGAGAGUAUUUUCUAAAUAUGCUAGUGGUGAUUUGAAAAUGGCUUUCAAUGCAAUAUUAGAAGUGAAAUGUUCAAGGGAACUUAAAAUUCAAGGUGGAAUUGGUCCAUGCGUUUCUCUGAAUGUCAAGAGCCCACUUGUAUCUGAUUUAGAAAUUGGAAUGGGCAAUACAGUUCAGUGGAAGUUAUGUACUCUAACUCCAAGCACCAGUAUGUCCCUAUUUUUCGAAAUAGUUAAUCAACAUGCUGCCCCUAUUCCUCAAGGAGGUCGUGGUUGUAUUCAAUUCAUAACACAAUAUCAGCAUUCAAGUGGACAGAAGAGAAUUAGGGUGACUACUGUAGCAAGAAAUUGGGCUGACGCCUCAGUGAAUAUCCAUCACAUAACUGCGGGCUUCGAUCAGGAGACAGCAGCAGUUCUUAUGGCAAGAAUGGCUGUUUAUAGAGCAGAGAGUGAUGAAAGUCCUGAUGUGCUAAGAUGGGUUGACAGAAUGCUCAUAAGAUUGUGUCAAAAAUUCGGAGAAUAUAAUAAAGAUGACCCCAAUAGUUUUAGACUGGGUGAAAACUUCAGUUUGUAUCCACAAUUUAUGUAUCAUCUUAGACGUUCUCAGUUUUUGCAAGUUUUCAAUAAUUCUCCAGAUGAAACAUCAUUCUAUAGACAUAUGCUUAUGAGAGAAGAUCUUACUCAGUCGCUUAUAAUGAUUCAACCAAUACUAUAUAGCUAUAGUUUUAAUGGACCCCCAGAACCUGUUCUACUUGACACUAGCUCCAUUCAACCUGAUAAAAUUUUGCUGAUGGAUACUUUCUUCCAAAUAUUAAUUUUCCACGGAGAGACUAUUGCCCAGUGGAGAAAUCUCAAAUACCAGGAUAUGCCAGAAUAUGAGAAUUUCCGUCAAUUGUUGCAAGCACCUGUGGAUGAUGCUCAAGAAAUAUUACUCACAAGAUUUCCAAUGCCCAGAUACAUUGAUACUGAACAAGGUGGAUCACAAGCUCGAUUCUUAUUAUCCAAAGUGAAUCCAAGCCAAACACAUAAUAAUAUGUAUGCUUACGGUGGGGCCAUGCCCACAAUUUCAUCGGAUGGUGGAGCACCUGUUUUGACAGACGAUGUUUCGCUUCAAGUAUUCAUGGAUCAUUUGAAAAAAUUAGCUGUUUCAUCUACAGCUUAAAGAUUAAAUUGCCAAUGCUAGUUUUUGUCCAAUGUAAUAUUUCAAUGAGAAUUGAAUGGGGUAUGUUGUGUGUAUUUUUGAUAACUAGCAAAAGUUAAAACUUAGAAGUAUCAUAUUGAAAUAGAUAUUCACAUUUUUUUUCUUUAAUAGCUGAAGUAAUGAAAUUCUUUCAAAGUUAAUAUAUUAUAUUUAAUAAGAUUUUAUACUCUUUAUGUUACAUAAAAAUUUGGCCUCAA